GUGAAACCACUGUGAAUUUUAAAAUGGCUGACAUUUUUUGUAAAAAAGGAACAGUGAAAUCAAACGAAUGCAAAGGGUACAUACAUUACAACUACUCCACUGCAAAUCCUUCUGUUCAAUCCUUUGAAAACCCUUUGUCUAAUAUUAUUACAUUUUUGCAUGCUCUUUUUCAGUCUAAGGGCUAUUGGCCAGAAGUGAUGGACAUUAAUACCACACUUUCCUUACUCAUGUGUAACAUAAUGGCUGACAUAAUCUCCCAAACUGGCAGGGAUUGCAUUAUUACUGUGAGGAUUCUGUUUGUGUAUAGAAUUACAACAGUAUGUAACAAAAAUCGAUCGUGAACUGUUCUACAAUCCAAUUAAAUCAAGAACAUUGGUUGGGUUGUUCCUUUGGAAACCUGAGUUCAUUCAGUACAUUGACAGGGGAUAUGACAUUGUUCUGUUGGAAUAUAGCUUGAGAUGAAAAGUGAAUUGACAAGAGUGGUCUUCAAUGUAUUCAUCAAUAAUGAUGAAAAAUGAAAGAGUUGAUGCUCCAGAUGAGCAAUGGCUAUAAUGACAUUGACUUCAUUGACAAUGAAUGCAUGAUGACUAUUUUAUCUAUUUAUCAUCUGUAUCUCAUCUGAUACAACAUUGAACUACUCGUAUACAUAGAAUUAUUUUCACAAUAGCAUGACAAGCA
Molecule: messenger RNA, 678 nt
Organism: Owenia fusiformis
Lineage: Eukaryota; Metazoa; Annelida; Polychaeta; Sabellida; Oweniidae
Source: the annotation of a GenBank genome assembly